AACAAUCAGAUCACUACAAUACCAGCUCAGAGUUUACCAGGCAACCUGACUCAAAUAUCCCUGGAAGAAAACCCGGUCACCACUGUGGAGGAAGCUGCUUUCGAUGCUUCAGCGUUUACUCUGACUAUUCUGGCCUUCUCUGACCCUCUGUUUACGAAAAUCCCAGACGCCUUUCUUCAUUUGCACGCGCUGUCACAACUGAUACUUGAAGACACAAACAUUACAGACUGGAACCUCAACGCAAUGAAGAACAUUGGCCAAACUCUGGAAAUGUUUUAUUUAUCACAGAAAAGUCUAGCAUUAUGGCCAGAAUACAUACAGUACUUUACUCAUUUGACCGUUUUAAGUAUCACAGAUACAUCCAUUGCAACAAUCCCGGACAAUGCAUUUGACAACAUCGCUAACAGUUUAACAUCGCUUGCUUUAUUUAAUAACAUGUUGAAGGCCAUCCCAAAGUCUCUUUCAAAAUUAACCGUUUUGCAAAGUUUAUAUUUAAAUGCAAACAAAAUCGUAGAUAUUGAAUGGCUACCUAUAGUUUCCAAUCUGCGUUCACUGGCACUUGACUACAAUAGAAUUACUGACGCCAAUCAGUUAAGUAAAAUAUUGAAAAGAUACACUGAGAGUCUAGAUGAUUUUGGUAUAACAAGUAAUCGAUUAACGGUCAUCCCCGAUUUUUCUUUUUUCCAGAAUAUAGAGCAAUUUUAUUUUACAGGUAAUCGGAUAAACGACCCGUAUUCGGGUUCCCUACCUGUAAAUAUUUCUGUACUAAGUUUUGCCAAUAACUCAUUGCCCUCAAUUCCUAGUAUCGUUUUAAAGUUAAAAUACGUAACAGAGCUACUCGUAACACAAAACAUAAUUCAUGAAAUGAGAGGUACUGAGAUACCUCAGUGGAUUAAUAUGAUUGAAAUCGAUUAUAAUUUCAUUACAGAAAUAACUGAAACCAGUUUCCCAGAGAAAUCAAGUUUGACAUAUUUGAAUAUAAACUAUAACCCGGUCUCACGGAUAUCAGAUGCUGCCUUUAAAAACGUUCAGUUAUUAAAUGAACUAACGAUAAGGGGAUCAAAACUAACACGGGUGCCGCUGGCGUUUCGGUCCCUUGUAAAUAUGAACUUCCUCGACGUUAGCGACAGCAGAAGUCUAGUCUGUACGUGCUUGGAGAAAGGUUUAAGUUCAUGGAUUCAGAGAUUGUCUAGUUUCAGUAUUAAUGGCAACUGUGGUGAUAUUUCUAUUUACUUCUUCUUUGUUACUCUAGGUCCUUCCUGUCCCACAAAUUAG
Candidula unifasciata is the source of this 1275-nucleotide messenger RNA. The record is from the annotation of a GenBank genome assembly. Lineage: Eukaryota; Metazoa; Mollusca; Gastropoda; Stylommatophora; Geomitridae.